GCGAGACCCGAAGCUUCAGGACACCUAACACAACACCUUACGGCACAGUUCAGUACAGGACGAUCAAAGUGCCCGCAUCAGAAACGAUCCGGCGCUUCCAAUGCGACUGUCUAGAUGACGUUGUUCUCGUUCCUCUUCUCCGUGGGGCUGGCGGUCGGCCCGCCGUUGAUCUACGGCGAACAGGCGUACCAGAUGCAACAGAGACGCAACUCCGAGGGAUUCUCAAAAGAUGUAUGCGCAGUUCUUCUGGUGGCAAAUAUCUCUCGCAUCUAUUGGUGGUUCGGAGUGCACUUCGAAAUCCCUCUUCUCAUUCAGUCCAUAUUGAUGAUCGCGGCCCAGCUUGGUCUACUGUACCUCUGUCUUUACUAUCGACCGGGUUCAUGGGCUUCAUCUGCCUUCAGUGUAUCAUCAGAGGACCGGCAAGGAAGCGUUGUUUUCGAUGCGAAUACCCCAGGGACCGGCCUGCCUCGAGAUGGAAGCUCCACAGCGUUUACCCCAUAUCCACCGUUCCAAGUUGUUGUCGACCCACCUCCCGAAGAAUUGGAGGGCGGCUUAGGUCACCACGCGCCCUCACAUGUUCCGACUGGAGAUGACAGGAUUGGCUCGAGUCUCAACGUAUCACAGACGCAGCAAAAUGAAGGCGUUUCUCAACUUUCUGUGAACAGCCUGCACCUGCCCGAAGUGCUCGCUUCGAAUAGGCCUUUCAACUUUUGGGUUUGGCCAGACUAUCAAUCAUAUAUCUGGGCGCUUCUCAUUGUCGUGGCCGUCCUCGGAAUAUUUCAAGUGCUCCUCGGCUGGUCUUCUGUUUAUGUCGCUAUCCUCGGCACAUUCGCUCUCGGGCUGGAGAGCAUGCUACCAGUACCUCAGCUGAUCCAGAACCACAAGCGACAGUCGCUCGCUGGAUUUCAGCUGAGCGUGCUUGGAGGCUGGACGCUGGGAGAUGCUAUCAAGUCUGUUUACUACAUCAAUAACGGCGCCCCCGUACAGUUCAUCAUUUUUGGCCUCUUUCAGCUGAUCGUCGAUUUGCUGAUUUGCGCUCAAGCAUACACAUAUCGCGAUAAGACCGUAAGCGACAUGGCAGCGAUGCAAGCGGUGCAAGAUCAGGCAGUAGCGCAGCGGCGAGCAGAGCGUGGAGAAGGAGAAUCAGAGCUGGAUACAGGAAGGUGUGCGCUUAAUGAUAGACCGCCGACAGGCUCGAUCGGUCCUAAUGGCUCACCCUUUGUGGCAGAGGAGCAUUCGGUGUCACCUAGCAAUGCUCCUUUCGCCGUGGGCGAGAUCGAAGCUGACGAAGACGAUAGCUCUAGCGAAAACCCGUCACGAUGACGGACUCUUAGAGAAAUAGAUUGCGUGCAUU
This is a messenger RNA of Tilletiaria anomala UBC 951, 1354 nucleotides long. RefSeq lists its product as uncharacterized. The record is from RefSeq and is a predicted model, not a curated record. The transcript is spliced from 4 exons. Lineage: Eukaryota; Fungi; Basidiomycota; Exobasidiomycetes; Georgefischeriales; Tilletiariaceae. Gene Ontology annotation, biological process: retrograde transport, endosome to Golgi; phospholipid translocation. Gene Ontology annotation, cellular component: trans-Golgi network; endosome. The coding region runs from base 115 to 1323 and encodes 402 amino acids.